Messenger RNA from Plasmopara halstedii, 1905 nucleotides. RefSeq lists its product as uncharacterized. The record is from RefSeq and is a predicted model, not a curated record. The coding region runs from base 1 to 1905 and encodes 634 amino acids. The transcript has a single exon. NCBI's taxonomy places the organism in Eukaryota, Oomycota, Peronosporomycetes, Peronosporales, Peronosporaceae.
AUGAUGGUAAGCGCUGAGCGUGCGAUGGUCCAGCGACACGACAGAGCUUUAUUGUCGACAUCUGAUCAAUUGUCAGCGUCUUUGGAAGAAAGAGUUGCACCUGUUGCGGUUGAAGAAGAGGCUGGACUGCUUUCACGUUUUAUGUCGCAUUUCAAGCCUUCAUAUCUGUGGCAAAAGCUUGCAUCGUCUUGGAUCAUGAGGUUCUUCAAGCCACAUAUCUACCUGAGGUACGCCGCCAACAAAGAGGCAGCAGGUGAAAAGUUACUGAAGAAAGUGAACGCUGACCAGGCAGUGGAUUUCUUCAACAGCAAAGAAUUCCAAAAGUGGUCGAAAUAUUUCGUGGAUGCCUUCCCUGAUAAUCCAGAUGAAGCCGCUCGUCUUAUGGUGUCGACAUUGGCAACAUACCGAAUUAAAAAACUGGUCGACUCCAUUCCGACUACUAAGGUUGUCGGCGGCAAAUUAGCUUUUGGCGAACCCUUUGGAGUCGCGCUUACGAAGUAUGUCGCAGAGGCUGAGAAAGAUGCGAAGCUCAAGCCUUUUGCUGAUCUUCUUGAAAAAUCACUGGUUAAUCUCAUCAACGAAUUGAAGGCUAACGAAGGCACAAAGUCCAUCGGUGACCGACUAGAACGUGACUUCCGUGAAUUUCGCUUCAGUAACGACAAGGAGAAACUGGUUAACGUUGAUACUCAACAACCAGUGUCGAAGUUGUCCUCUCAACACGAGGUAAUAAGUAAGCCGGUUAUUCCGUUGACUCCCGCCCUAGUCAACCAGGAGGAAAAAGCUUUCGAAUUGCUAAAGGAUGUCCAACUUGACAAAGUGAAAACGGAUAUCUUUAACAGUACAGAGUUCACGACGUGGUCAAAACAAAUUGCAGAGACCUUCCCAGCUGAACUAGACGAAGGGGCUGGUCUAAUGUUGACUACACUGGUGAGACACGAUAUGGAAAAAGUGAUCGACUCCAUUCCGACUACGAAGGUUGUCGACGACAAAUUAGCUUUUGGCGAUCAUUUUGAAGUCGCGCUGAAGAACUAUAUCGCCAAUGCUAAACAUGAUGCGGAUUUGAAGCCUUUUGCGGAUCGUCUUGAAGACUCACUACUUAGACUAAGCACAAGACUUAAGGCUGAUGAGGGCUCGAAGUCCAUUGGUGAUCGAAUCGAAAAUGAAAUUUUCAAUGGAUGGUUCAGCAACAACGACAACCUAGUUGACGUACUGAAUAGACCGAUUUUGCAAGAUUGGUACUUUCGCAAGCCUCUUACUCCGAAAAAUACUCGUGCGAGCGACUUGUAUCACAAGAUAGAGCAACUAGGAAUCAGUGAACAAAAAAUUGGUGAAGCGCACUUUGAAGCUAAUGGUCAUGCUGUCCAAAUCACAGAAGAAUUGGUGGAUUACAAACUGAAUGAACUGAUGGAGAAGGUGAAUGUGAUGGAUGCAGUGAUGGCAGAUGAGUUAGGCACCAUUACUGCAUGGAUGUCGACCGCAAAAAAAUUACGAGCUGAUCCUGUCAACUCUAUAUUACCUCGGUUGAGAAAAGUUUUUAAGGAUGGGGAUGUUCUCGAACUUUGUGAGUCUGCGUUUCCGAGAGAAGUUAUGAACAAAAUACAAGAAAAGAUUGUCAAAUCAUAUUCCAGAUCACGAUCUAUCGAUUUUCUUGAAAAUCUCUCUCAAAAGGAGUUCUCGUGGAAAAAUAUUCGUUCGAGAGCGUGGAUGGAUUACAUGAAAAUAAAUUACGGCGAUAACGCGAAUGAGGAAAUGGUUUCCUUUUUGACGUCCAAAAACCCUAAAAUCAUUCCAAGUUUGAUUGAAGAAGGAGAAACAAGCGCAGAUGCUAGUGUUCUAUCGCUUACGAAUGCUCUUAAAAUGAGUCGAAAGCCGGUGGCUGAAGAGCUUCUUCCCAAAGAAAAUUAG